CCCAGGGACGGUGCAGCAAAGGAGAGAGCUCAGUUGGGUUCUUGUAAUAAAAGAUUCAUCUGAAACUUUGCAGGAUUCAUAUUAAAUCGUGCAUUAUGCAGAAUGCAACCGUUUCUACCCGCGGAUAAAUGUAUAAAAAUAUCCAGCCGCUCUGUUUGUUAUUGGCGGAAAUGAACAUUCGACUGCAGGUCAUUCCAGUUUGUUUUCGCCAGGCAGGGUCGGAACUGACGUUCACAGUCAGCAGCACUCAUCUCUGGAUGUUAUAAAAAGGGAAAGGGAGAGACUUCCGCAUUGGGAUACAAUGGAGUGGUUGGGUUAGCCUUGAGGGAGGUAGAAGUACAGGUUGCGUGUGUGUGUGUGUGUGUGUGUGUGUGUGUGUGUGUGUUCCCAGGCAUAGUCCAGCUGGUUCUGUCCCUUACCCUGCUGCAGGUGCGUCCGCUUCCAGCCAGCGCCGCUGACACUCGGCAACCGAGCUGAAGUUGCCAUUCAUCGACCUCAAUGCAGAAUUCAAGAGGACAGAAUGACCACGAAAGGUUAUCGUAUUUGUGAGAUGACUGACGUUUCCUGUUUGUUUGGUGAGAGCUGAUGUCUUCGAUAUCUGCAGUGUAGGGAAUGUAUAGUUGUUCGUCUGGAACUGACUGACAGUGGAUUCGCUUGCUGCCUGAAUCUGUUUCCAUCCGCUUUCCAUGUGGAGUGAUCAGAUCUGAUGCAGAAUCUGAAGUGGACGUUGUCAGUAUGGCGAGUCGUGAUGGGGACCCUAGUGCCAACCUGCUUGUGUGUCUCGCUAGUAACCGUCUGGUUACCUCUGGUUACCAGGAAUGGAUUUGCCAAGGCCUUGAAGAUUGAGAGUUUAGGGUGGGACCCUGGGUUGGACAAUAAGGGGGCACAUGCGAAUGAAGCUACCCGAGGCAGGACCCAGCUGUCGGAUGCAGGAGGGGGCACCUUGACAUGGGCCGUGUACCUGACCCCUGCAGUGGAAGUGAGUGGCCAGGAGGUGGGGUCGUUGGGUGAACUUGCAAACGAGCUGGCCCAGGCCAUGGGUCUUGAGAACUGGGGUCAGAUUGGAGAGCUGUCUGGCCACUACCUCUUUGCUCUCCCGCUACAUGUACGAAGCCGCCGGGAUCUCAAGGAGACUGAGAGGAUUCGGAAAUCCAUUGAGGCAGCGUUUGCUGGGCAUCACCGUGUCCGCUGGCACGCUGAGCAGAAACUACUGAAACGCUCCAAGCGCAGCCUGCAUUUCAAUGACCCACAGUACCCUCUCCAGUGGCAUCUGCAUAACCGGAGGAAGAUUGGGAUGGAUAUCAACGUGACAGGAGUGUGGGAACACAAUGUGACUGGGGAAGGAGUGACGGUGGUCGUUGUUGAUGAUGGUGUUGAAUACACGGUCCAGGACAUACAAGCAAACUACUCUCCAGAGGGCAGCUACGACCUGAACUCCAACGAUCCAGAUCCUAUGCCACAUCCUGAUGAGCACAGUGAUAAUCAUCAUGGGACUCGAUGUGCUGGGGAAAUUGCUGCAGCCCCAAACAAUUUCUGUGCUGUUGGCGUGGCUUUUGGGAGCCGUAUCGCAGGUAUCAGAGUGCUGGAUGGACCCCUGACUGACAGUAUGGAGGCAAUUGCAUUUAACAAGCACUUUCAGAUCAAUGAUAUUUACAGCUGCAGCUGGGGUCCUGAUGAUGAUGGGAAAACCGUAGACGGCCCACAUCCACUCGGGAAGCAGUUUCACCUGAAGUACAUCCUCCCACAGGUACUGAGUCUCCUGAUCAACAGCCUCUAUUCUGAGGACAAGAAACCCAUUAAGAAGAUUCAGGACACAGACAAAGCUUUCAAACAAAUGGAACAGGUGUCGCGGUUUCUGAAGGCAGCUGAAGAUUAUGGAGUCAACAAAACUGACAUCUUCCAGACUGUGGAUCUGUGGGAAUCAAAGGAUAUGGCUGCUGUUCAGAGAACCCUCAUGGCUUUGGGAAGCAUUGCUGUAACAAGAAAUGAUGGGCAUUACCAUGGUGAUCUAAACUGGUUCCACAAGAAAGCACAAGAGAAUAAGCGAGAGUUCACAGAAGAACAACUGGCCCAGGGGAAGAACAUUAUUGGCCUGCAAAUGGGAAGCAACCAAGGAGCGUCGCAGGCUGGGAUGGUUGGCUAUGGACAAACCAGACAGAUCAUUAGCUAAAUAACAAUAUCGAUUGAACUCUUUCUCUCUGUAAAGCAUGAAUUUACCAUUUCAAAGUCAACAAUAAGUCCAAACAGCUCAACACUAAACCUUCAAUGACCUAAAUUGAGAGAUAUAGAUGAGUAGUAGUUAUUUAUUAUUUGGCAGUUUUAAAAUAAAUGCAUUUCUUAUCUUAACAACAGUUUUGAGUUUUUAGACCCCUUUUGAAAUGGGCUUUAAUUUGGAAUGAUUUGAAAGACAAAAAAAAAAUCUACAUGCCCACCCUGGACUGCCAAGAACUGCAUGUCACAUUGCUAACUUGUAAUUUCAACCAUCUUUGUGGAAUUGUGCAAGUGUAUUAGAGCGUGUUGGCAAGGCUUAUUGUUCAUGUGGCUUAACCAGUCUGCUUUAUUUUUUUUUUUAAUGUCAAUCUGCCUAGUUACUAAAAAAUGUACAUUUUCAAAAAGAGCUAUAAAAAAUGUUUUAAACAAGUCAUUAUAAUUUGAAAGACAUUUUGGAAUAAUUGAGCAAAGCAUGAAUUUCAAUAAAAUAAUAAAGAAGAUUUAAUGUUUUCUGUGUAAAUGGCCAAAGAAAUUCAAAACAAACUCCUGAAAUGAUUACCUUGCCAUUCCAACAAUUUUUUUUUUUAAUUUUUAAAACUAGUUUUUGCUGUUUACUUUGUUGCAUUUGAUUGUUACCUUCCCAAAAUUCACCCUCUUGCUCAUCAUGGACACUGGGGGAUGUUGUUUACUUGCUGGUAAACUUUGAUUUCCAAAAAAUUAUCCAAGUUUACUAUAAGUGAAAUAUUUUUUAAAAAAUAACUUGCACAAGGAGUGGAGAAAGAAAGGUUAACUAGCAACAUGCAACUCUGAUGCUAAGCAACAAUUGUAUCUACGGUGGGAGCAGUGAAUAGCUAUAGAGUUAGUUAGUGGGGCUAAUCUGUAAUUUUUUGGUUUUCUUAGCAGGUUUCUUUAUGGGAAAGAUCCAUUUAUGGUCAUAAGUGCAAGUUUCUAAAACAAGUCUUGUAUAAAAUGUCCCUACUGAGAAUUACUCUUUAAUUAUGUUGUACAUUAUUUUUGUUAAAACAAAUUCUGAAUCAUUUAGCCCUAAAUUUUGUACAUUUGUCAUUUUGAAACCAUAACAACUUAAAUAAAAGUUUUGAGAUGGAGAA
Molecule: messenger RNA, 3320 nt
Organism: Rhincodon typus (whale shark)
Lineage: Eukaryota; Metazoa; Chordata; Chondrichthyes; Orectolobiformes; Rhincodontidae
Product: proprotein convertase subtilisin/kexin type 7-like
Exons: 10
Coding region: 707-2170 (487 amino acids)
Biological process (GO): protein processing
Cellular component (GO): Golgi membrane; trans-Golgi network
Molecular function (GO): protein binding; serine-type endopeptidase activity
Source: RefSeq, a predicted model, not a curated record